AGUACUGGUGCAUCAUCAUUAUUAUUAUUCUGUGCUAACAUUUAAACUUGUGUAAUAUUUCUAUUUGCUUUCACCUGUUUUUAGGAACUUGUUUAAUCUGCAUUGGAAUCAGACAGGACGCUGCCAUGAACCAGACAGGCUGCCCUGAGGUCAAGGUCCCGUUUCCCGUCUUCUUCACUGUCGGAAUCGUCAGCCUGGCUGAGAACCUGCUGGUCGUGGUGGCGGUGAUGCGCAGCAGGAACCUCCACUCACCCAUGUACUGCUUCAUGUGCAGCUUGGCUGCCUUCAACACCAUCGCCAGUGUGACAAAAACAUGGGAAAACCUGAUGAUAGUUCUCGCUGAUGCGGGACACCUGGAGAGGAGGGGUCCUCCCGAGACUGACCUGGACGACGUGAUGGACUCCCUGCUCUGCAUGUCGUUUGUAGGCUCCAUAUCCAGUUUCCUGGCCAUUGCUGUUGACCGUUACAUCACCAUCUUCCAUGCGCUACGUUACCACAACAUCAUGACCAUGCAGCGAACUGCAGCCAUCCUGGGGCUCAUCUGGACAUCAUGUGCAGUUCUGGCCGUGCUAAUGGUGAAGUUCUUCAACUUUCAGUUCAUCGUGAUCUGCUUCAUCGUCUUCUUCGUCGUCUCCCUGGCAGCCAUCUGCUUCCUCUACGUCUACAUGUUCAUGAUGGCCCGCAUUCAUGCCAAGAGCAUCGCAGCGCUACCUGGUGGCGGCAGGGACAAGUCACAGCAUCAGCGGAGGUGGGGCAGCAACAUGAGAGGCGCUCUCACUCUCACCAUCCUGUUUGGGGCGUUUGUGGUGUGUUGGGCGCCGUUUUUUGUCCACCUGGUCAUCAUCACAGUUUGCCCUAUGAAUCCAUACUGUGAAUGCUACCGGUCCUUGUUCGAGCUGCAUGUGGUGCUGAUGAUGAGCCACGCCCUCAUAGACCCGGCUAUCUACGCUUUCCGCAUGGCUGAGCUGCGGCACACCUUCAGAAAGAUGCUGUUUUGCUCAGGCUGGAAAUUUUGCUUGUGACAGAAAUGUAUCUAAAGUUUUUAGCUACUAAACAUUUUUCAUCCACAGAUCAAAAAUAGGUUCCUGAUGACUGUGCAACGUUAAACCUGCUCCCCCAAAAGUUCAUAACUCCCCUUUGUGCUAAUGAUCAUUUUUGUCUUUGAGUCAUUGAUUGGCAGGCGUUAGGACACUGUGUGGUUCCUGUGAUAUGUGUCACCAAGCAGCUGAGGCUAGCAGAGGGUAUGAACCUACAUCACUCUUGUUUGCAUUGCUACUUGGACAUUUGGUCAAUGGACUUUGAGCCUACAAACCACAUGUUUGAACUUUUCAUUUGUUGUCCUGCUGGUCUCAGUGGGGAUCCCUAUGACCUGAAAGCGAUUCCAUUGUUAGCAUCUUACUCUUUAAAGCAGCAGCAGCAGCUAAUGAAUAUAAAAAUGUUCUUUAUCUAAAUGUCUCCAGGUGCAGUGCAACAUGAGACAGAUCAUCUGUGAAAGAAAUCCACCUCCACCCAGUGAUCCUGCUGCUGUCUGCAGAAAUGCAUUGCUGGCCACUGGUCAGAAGCAACCAAUCAGAGCCUGGAGGAGGGUUUCAGUGCUGUAAAUCAUGCUUGUGUAUGCACUGUUGUAGAUUAAGAGUGGAGAAACAACUUAUGGCUGUUCAUGCUAGCUAGGCUGAGCAUUCAGGACAGGCUCUUCGGUGGGGCAGAAAGCAAGGAGGAAUGGUGAACAUGAGCAUGACUGACGGUGCUAAGACUCUCUUCCUGGCUCUGAUUGGGAGUUUCUGACCAAUAGUGGCGUAUUUCUGCAGAUGGCAAUAGGAGAUUGUCAUGCCCGUCACGACAUUCUGACACUUUUAACAAACGUCUAAAACAUGUUGUUCAUAAACGUUUCCUACUGCAGAAUUUGCCCACAUCAACCUCUUACCACAUAAAUAUUAUCUUGAAGUUUUAUGAUCAAAAGAUUGUUAAGAUAUCUGUUAGUUUACUAUUAUGUAAUCUUGUUUCUAUUUCUAAGUGAAAGUUAAAAAAUUCAGAAAUGAAUUACAACACCCCACACGUAGCUUCUGAUGAGUCAGAACUUUAAAUCUUGGGUUAGAUUCUGAACGUUGAAAGCGAGUCCGCCUCUUUAUCCCGGGGAUGAUCACAUGCUGUGAACCUUAAACGAUAAACGGCUCCAAUCAGCAGCAGAUCAGUUUAUCUACAGCUAUUUUCCCCCCUUUAUUCCUCUCUGCGGUUAAGGUGGAGAAAAAUAAUGGAUUUCAUAUCUGAAAUUGAAAUUUUUAUCUCUAACUGGAUUAUGAGACUUGAUGAUGUAUUUUUUUCUUGCCAGCUAUGCUUCAAUCUCCUAACGACCACUUUCAGGCUGUUUGGCUGAGUUCUAACUUUCUUUUCUAGAGUAAUCUAAAGUGAGAAAUCAUCCAGAAAUCCACCAACAUGGAUCAUAUAAACCAGCCUCUGUUUUUUUUUUUUUUUUUUUUUUACAAAACAACCAUAAAUGUAGAUUAAAGCUGAACUGAGAAAUGGGAUGGUUAGCACCCAACACAACAUGAUCCACAGUUUGGCGCUCUAAUUUUGGUUAUAAUCUGCUGUUCUGGUGUGAUAACCAAACAGAUCAAUGAGUUAAUUUCAUUGAUCUGUCUGGUUUAGACCAAAAUCUCUUUAUUCAGCUUAUUUAUUUGUCUUUUCAGUUCUUAUUCAGUCAGACAUUUCUCUUUAAACAG
Xiphophorus maculatus (southern platyfish) is the source of this 2720-nucleotide messenger RNA. RefSeq names its product adrenocorticotropic hormone receptor-like (gene mc2r). The record is from RefSeq and is a predicted model, not a curated record. NCBI's taxonomy places the organism in Eukaryota, Metazoa, Chordata, Actinopteri, Cyprinodontiformes, Poeciliidae. The transcript has 2 exons. Gene Ontology annotation, molecular function: melanocortin receptor activity. Gene Ontology annotation, cellular component: membrane. Gene Ontology annotation, biological process: G protein-coupled receptor signaling pathway. The coding region runs from base 126 to 1022 and encodes 298 amino acids.